AGCCACCUUGCAAAUUCCAAGCUCAUUCCAUCAAAAACACAAGUCACAAACUCAACUUGAGAUGGCGAAAACAUAUACUCUCUUCCUCUUAGCAUGGUUUCUCAUCAUGGCUUUUCAAUGCAAUAGCACAAUCAUCAAAGAUCAAGCUACUAAAUCAGUCAAUUUCAAGCUACGAUCUUUACAGUCCGGCUCAACAUGGCUAACGAAACAUCAUAUUCCAACUUGGGAUGACAUGAAAAAGUUCCAUAAAACGCCAUCUGGCCCCAAUCCAGUUGGGAACCAACGCCCACCAACCAGACCAUGAAAGAAUGCAUGUGAUUCUGCAAGCAGAGUGAAGCUGACAAUGCUGGAGCAUCUAUAUGCAAG
Molecule: messenger RNA, 366 nt
Organism: Spinacia oleracea (spinach)
Lineage: Eukaryota; Viridiplantae; Streptophyta; Magnoliopsida; Caryophyllales; Amaranthaceae
Exons: 3
Coding region: 62-304 (80 amino acids)
Source: RefSeq, a predicted model, not a curated record